Molecule: messenger RNA, 660 nt
Organism: Saprolegnia parasitica CBS 223.65
Lineage: Eukaryota; Oomycota; Saprolegniomycetes; Saprolegniales; Saprolegniaceae
Exons: 2
Coding region: 1-660 (219 amino acids)
Source: RefSeq, a predicted model, not a curated record
AUGGGGGACACCGUUGCUGGCAGCGGACUCGGUGCCACGAGCGAAAUCUCGGUGGGGACUGGGCUCAACAUGCUUGAACUUGGCGUUGACGUAGCAGUCGGUGCGGGUGGAGGUGACGCAUUCGGAACGGCAUUCGUCGACGGCGCGGUCGUGACUGGAUCCGUCGCCGGCAAUCGCGACGGCACAGAAGAUGUUCGUUGCGGUUGCAACGUAGUAACCGGCGCCGAGCUCGGCACCGCAGUCGACUGUGCUGGCAACGUCGUCGGCUCCGACGUCGGCGUCGCACUCGAUGGCGUUGUCGUGGACUGCGCUGGCAACGUCGUUGGUGCUACGCUCGACGGCGUCGUUGUCGACUGUGCUGGCAACGUCGUCGGUCCCGACGUUGGCGUCUCACUCGGUGGCGGCGUCGUCGACUGGCUUGGCACCGUCGUCGGCUCCGACAUCGGCGUCGCACUCGAUGGCGUGGACUGCGCUGGCAACGUCGUUGGUGCUACGCUCGACGGCGUCGUUGUCGACUGUGCUGGCAACGUCGUCGGCUCCGACGUCGGCGUCGCACUCGAUGGCGUUGUCGUGGACUGCGCUGGCAACGUCGUUGGCGCUACGCUCGACGGCGUCGUUGUCGACUGGCUGGGCAGCGGCGUUGGCCCCGACCGGCGCUGA